AUGAGCGCUCCUCCGCCACCUCCGUCUGCAGCCGGCGCCUCCACAGAGACGAAGACCGCGUCGCCGCCGCGCAACGGACUUACCAAGGAGGAUGUGGUGGGUCAGGAGUUGAUCCAGUGGCUAGAGAGCAACGGCGCCGACACGAAGAAGCUGACUCUGCAGGAAUAUGCACCCGAAGUGCGUGGUGUGCACAGUCGCAAGGUUCUGGUGCCUGGCGAGCGUAUCCUCGUGAUCCCGAAGAAGUGCCUCAUCACAGUGGAAAUGGGCAAGCAGACGGACAUCGGACGCAAGCUGCUGGCGCGUAAUGUGGACUUUGUGGCGCCCAAGCACAUUUUCCUCAUGAUGUUCCUGCUCACAGACAUGGAGCACGUGGAGACGUCCUUCUUCCGCAAUUACUACAGUACACUUCCCUCCACACUCAGUAAUAUGCCCAUCUUCUGGUCCGAAGAGGAGCUCAGCUGGCUCAAAGGCUCGUACAUCAUCCAGCAGAUCCAGGAGCGCAAGGCCGCUAUCCGCAAGGACUACGACGUCAUCUGCAGGGUGGACCCGUCGUUCGCGAGGUUCUCGCUCGACCGCUUCAGUUGGGCGCGUAUGAUCGUCUGCAGUCGUAACUUCGGCCUGACAAUUGACGGAGUGAAGACGGCGGCGCUCGUACCGUUUGCAGACAUGCUGAACCACUACCGUCCACGCGAGACGAGCUGGACCUUCGACCAGAGCAUUGACGCGUUCACUAUUACGUCUCUGGGAACGAUCGGCACGGGCGCACAGGUUUACGACUCGUACGGCAAGAAGUGCAACCAUCGCUUCCUGCUCAACUACGGCUUUGCCGUCGAGGACAACACUGAAGAGGACGGCCGCAACCCGAACGAGGUGUUGAUCGAUUUCCAGUUGUCUCCUGCCGACGGACAGCUAUUCUACGACAAGCGAGCGUACCUGCACGAGAGCGGCAUCUACACCAUGGACGCUCGACUGAGCUGUUCGCACUCGGAUGCCAACACACGCGAGGGAUUCAGCUUCGCUCGUCUGAUUGUUGCUACUGAAGAGGAGUUCUCCACGAUGAAGAUGAAGAGCCCCGCGCACUCGUCUCCGCCCAUUUCGUUCGACAACGAGAUCCGCGCGCUCCAGUAUCUACGCAAUCUGAUGACCCACCAGCUCAGUCUGUACGACACGACUAUCGAAGAGGACAAUGAACUUCUGGCCUCAAAGCAGUACCCGCUGUUCUCCAACCGCAUCCAGGCGCUGUUCUUCAUCCGGGGCGAGAAGCAGGUGUGCCGAUACUUCCAGGAGCUCGCAGACAAGGUCAUCCCGCUCUUCAGCCUGCCUCUGGCUCAGUGCCGCGAGGAACUGCAGCGCAGUUUCGAUGGAGAUGGCGACAUCGACCGCUACGCGCAAGACGUCAUCGCCUAUUUAGUGACGCAAGUGUACCGCGAGAGCUAG
Phytophthora nicotianae INRA-310 is the source of this 1437-nucleotide messenger RNA. RefSeq lists its product as hypothetical. Bases 1 to 1437 code for a protein of 478 amino acids. Gene Ontology annotation, biological process: peptidyl-lysine monomethylation. Lineage: Eukaryota; Oomycota; Peronosporomycetes; Peronosporales; Peronosporaceae. The record is from RefSeq and is a predicted model, not a curated record. Gene Ontology annotation, molecular function: protein-lysine N-methyltransferase activity. The transcript is spliced from 2 exons.